Plectropomus leopardus (leopard coralgrouper) is the source of this 2559-nucleotide messenger RNA. RefSeq names its product growth arrest-specific 1b (gene gas1b). Gene Ontology annotation, biological process: regulation of cell cycle. The record is from RefSeq and is a predicted model, not a curated record. Lineage: Eukaryota; Metazoa; Chordata; Actinopteri; Perciformes; Serranidae.
GAGAGGAUGCGGAUAGGAAGUGAAAGCAGAUGAGUGGCUUUAGGAACGAGGAUACAUAGUGGUACUUUUGGCAAAGUUUGGGAAAGAUGUUUAUCCAAAUUGUUACUCGUGUGCGUGGGCACUGAGCGAGAGAAAGAUCCGCGCGCGAAGCCUUCGAAAACGGACUGGGACUUGCGAGAACUGGAAAACUUUUUCUCAGAUGAAACUUCACUCUGUUGCGCCUCAUUGACUUCAAGUCCCCAACUGUGCCAUGAUAUGAAACCAUCUUGGAAUAACCUUGUUUUUUCGCAGCGUGCAAGAACUACAGAGGCCCAUAUGAAGACUAACCUUUUUAAGAUUCAUUCUUCCUGGAAAUGGCAAGUCGUGCCACAUUGAUGGAGCGGGCAGCGCUUUUGAUAUGCAGUGUAAUUAUCUUAAUCAUCGGUUUAUGUGUCGGAUCUCCUAACCACAGCCGUCGGCUGGUGUGCUGGAAAGCCAUCCUUAAGUGCCACGGAGAGCCGGAGUGCCAUUACGCGUACGAUCAGUACGUCUAUGCCUGCGCUUCUGUCAUCAAUGGGGAGCGCAAGAAGUGUCCCAGUCAUUGCAUCUCAUCUCUCAUUCAGCUCAAUCUAACCCAAAGCGGCCCGGCUCUGGAGGACUGCGACUGCGCCCUGGACCCGGUCUGCAGGAGCACCAAGCAAGCCAUCGAGCCGUGCCUGCCUCGAACCAGCACCAUGGGCUGCACCGAGGCCCGGCGGCAGUGCGAGAUGGACCAGACGUGUAGCUCUGCCAUGAGGGAUUAUUUAUUUCACUGUCGGAAACUUUUCGGAGGGGAAAGGUGCUCGGACGGGUGCCGCAGAGUGAUCGCCAACAUGCGCUCCAUACCGAAAGCGCAGCAGCUGGACACUUGUGUGUGUGAUGGCACGGACAGGAACAUUUGCGAGUAUAUAAAGGUCAGCAUGAAAACUUUCUGCACCGAUGAUCGGGAAGCAGGGAGCGGCUUUUCAGACGCCGAGGACGACUCUGAGGAUGAUUAUAUGGACCAGGAUGAUUAUCAAUAUGUGGAGAAUUCAAGCAGUGACUCUCUACCUGGCCAGACUCUGCUGAAUGUCCUGACCACCAUUCUGGUUUUAACCAAAUUUGUCUGAAAAGCUGCUGCCAAUAAGGACAGUCAUUGUGGAUGAAAAAAUCACCUCACUAGAGUGUCUGCUUUGUUAUAAUCAGGCAUUUUUUGUCGUUUACUAACAUUUUGGGGGCUUUUAAAUUCACCACUAAAUUUUAUACUCUAGAUCUGCACAUGUUCAUACAAUCCAGGACAUUUGUUGUUUGUUAAUCACUCAGAAGCACAAGUUAAAUUUCAGUUCAGCAGCAAUGUUAGGGACAGGGACUGUACUUUAUUUAUAGGAGUAGGCGGGUGGCUGGGGUGGUUUUUUUAAUCUGUUUGAGUAUUUUUGUUUGAUGAGCCUCCCUGGAGCUACAAAUAUAAUUUAAAAAAUAUUAUUAUCAAUUUUGAUUUUGUAUCAUGACCCUUCCCAGUGCUACAAAUAUCUUCUUUUUUUUUCUUUUUUUUUCAUUUUGUAUGAAGACCCUACCCGGAGCUACAAACAUCAACUAUUUUUCCUUGAGCCUGGGCAAAAAUGCAGGACCUUCUCUUCACAGUAAAUAACCACAUUUCACAGUUUCUGGCUACAAUAAACUGUGUGAUUUGGGAGAUUUUUAAAGAAAACAUGCCUUUAAAAGCCACUUUUGGGUGUUUUAGUUCUGAGGAUAUUUGAAAUAAAUACAAAACACGACCAUGUUAAGUUAAAUGUUCCUUCCUGAAGCCAAAUCAAAAAACAUAACCCCCUACCCAAUGCUGAAAAUAAUCAUCUGAAGUGCCUCCCUGAUUUUGCACCACCCACUCCUUUUUGAUAAAGAACAGUCCCUAAGUCAUUUGAUAAUGCCCUAGGAGCCUAUUUUUGUAUGUCAGCUAUGUAAAGAUAGAUUGUACAGUAUAUUGCAUAAAAAUAUUUGUUUAUGAGUGACAAGAGAUUUGCACUGUAUGAAUAGGUGAGUCCCACUCUUUUAUGACCACACAGGAAAGAAAUGUCUAAAGUGCCUAAAAACUCUUUACAGCUUAUUCACCGUUAUGUGACCAUAUCAGAGGCGUGCUGUGAAAUCACAGCAAUUUUCUUGUACCAGCUGUAUAGAGACUUUCUCCACAACCCCUUCAUUACAAACCAAAGUUGAUGUAAGCCACUGAAAUGAAAUCCGAGGGCAGGUAAUGCAAGCGAUUCAAGUAUCUCUUCACUGACCUUGUGAACAUGGAAGUUUGCUUAAGAUAUAAAGUGUUUCAUUCUUAAAAACUGUUCAAACUGGCGAGAGGAAAGCAAACUCCUCCUCUUAGGGAUUUGUGGCCCAAAUGGAGCCAAGAAGCUGUUGGGUCAGUUUGUUUAUCCUCACCCCAGUGUGUUUGUGAGAGGUCUUCACAAAGACACACUGAGAAAGAGUGUGUUCGGGUGAGUGGAGAAUUUAAGUGCUCAUUAGAAACACACUCCUCUGAAUGUACAUGCACAAUAAUAAAGAAGAGUUUUAAAAUGA